This is a messenger RNA of Salpingoeca rosetta, 3706 nucleotides long. RefSeq lists its product as uncharacterized. The coding region runs from base 217 to 3486 and encodes 1089 amino acids. Gene Ontology annotation, cellular component: nucleus. Lineage: Eukaryota; Choanoflagellata; Craspedida; Salpingoecidae. The record is from RefSeq and is a predicted model, not a curated record. The transcript has 10 exons.
ACGGCAGCCAGUUCGCCCUUGUUGCUUGUUGUUCUGCUGUUUCUGUUGGUGGCUGGCUGUUUGUUUGCAAGCCGCCCUCUCGCGAUAUUUGCUGGCGCGUGUGUCAUUUCACGGUCAGGUCCAUCAAACCAUCUCCAUCCUUUUUCAGGCUGGGGGGUGACGGUUUGUUUUCAGGCGGCAUAUGAACCCGACGUUGUUGCGUGAUUGACACAGACCAUGGCCACCGUCGCUUCCAAGUCGCGCAGGCGGCAACGCAUGAGCGAGUAUGAGGCCAAGUACCACGAGAUGCGCGAGUUUGUACAACGGCUCGUGCUGGAGAAUGUGGCCUACAUGAAUCUGCUUCGCCAAACAGAGGACCAAACUCAGGAGGCCUUGACGCAGUGCCGUGUUUUGUUUGGAAGGCUGAUGCAGAAAGUCGAUCUCAUCUCAGAGGAAAAUGGCCACGUGCUGGACAAGGUUAUUCUCACAGUUGAAGGCGUGCCGUCGUUUGAGGCGCUGAUGGCUGCACCAGAGCCGAAGACGCCAUCCAGAAGCAAAAGCAGCAAGGCAGGGGCACCAGCAAAGGCAAAGUCGCCCGCAGGCAAAGCCAAAGCAGCGACAGCAUCAAAGCCACCACAGCCCAAGCUGUCGCGUGCGGCCGUGUUCCUGCAGGCGCAGCGCGGUCUCAGGCGAAAGGCGACGGCGGAGGAGGCAAGGAAGGCAUUCUACACACAACUGCAACAUGUGCUGGAUCUGCUUGGCGUCCCCGCGGCCGGCACCGAGCAGCCGCAGGAACAGGGCACAAAGGCGAAGCCAGCAGCAGCAGCAACAGCAACAGCCGGCACGCCAACGAGCAAAGGAAGGGCACAGCUGCGGCAGCCACAAGAUCAGGCAAAGCAAACGCAGGCGAACAGACCCACGCCUGCACGCCCAACGACCACAUCAGCCGCCACGCCAACGCCACCACGACAGUCGUCCUUGUCGGCGUCCUCAAGUGCCAAGAAGCGUGCAUCUGCAGUGAAGACAAAGCCAUCAGCACCCGCCAACUCAUCCGCAUCCACAGCAGCGGCAACAGCGUCAUCCAAACCAUCACCAGCCACGUCAGGAUCAGCACCAACAACAGCAUCGUCGUCGAAGCCGGUUCCAAAGAGUGGCACGUCUGCAACUGCAGGAAAGGCCGUGCCUGCAAGCAACCCUAAAGCAACGACGGGAGCAGCAGCAGCAGCAGCAAAGAGGUCGCCAGACGAAAAGAGUGGUGACUCGCAAUCCCCAGCAGCAGCCACAAAGGCAACAGCAGGGGAGCCGUCAGCAAAGCGCGCGAAGAAGACCAGCGACGUUGGCGUUAAGGCGGAGCCGGGACAGGCGCAGGCCAGUGGUGAUGUCAAGGAGGGGGGUACAAGGGGCAAAGGUGCACGUGCCAGUGCAGCGGGUCCUGUGAAGAAAGCGAAUCGUGCGAGCACAGGCGGUGGUCGAGGCGCCAAACGUACAGCAGCAGCGGCAGCAGCAGCAGCGACGGUGGUGGUGGCUGGGGACAAGGAGGAGACUGGAGGUGGUGCUGUGCAUGGUGGUCAGGUGAAGAAGACGCCAAAGAAGAAGGCAGCGGUAACACCGGCGUCAUCCGCAUCUGCUGCCACGUCCCCUGCGCGGCCAAGGAAAAAAGCAAAGGAAGAAGCCACGGAGGGUGCUGGUGCUGGCAGUGGUGGUGGUGGUGGUGGUGGUAAGGAACGCACCACCAAGCACAGCCUCCUCAUUCGCAAGGAUCCAACAGGUGCUGUGAUUCUGCCCAUCAAGAUGACCAAUGGCGUGAUCCUGGCGCUGGGGACGGUGCAGCACAACCGCAAGAAUUUCGAUUUUGACUGGAUCACGUAUCCUGUUGGGUUCAAAGCAGAGCUCACACUUCGGAACAGCCAGGGCAACCGCGUCAAAAUCCACUUCAGUAUUGAGGACGGUGGCGAAACCCCAAAGUUUGUCGCUGAGGUGCGCAGCAAGACGACGCCGGCGACCUUUGAGGAAAGCAGCCUCGAUACGCUCUACCGCGCCCUCCUCAAGAGCAUGAACCGGACGGCGAGUACAGCGACGAUUGCGCGUGCGCCAAAGAUGCUCGGUGUUGGCGAGGAGAACGUCAUUGCCCUUCUCAAGUCGCCCAGCCCGCUGCGAACGGUGGACGACACGGGGGAGCGGCGGCGGCGACAGGAGGAGGGCAGCAGGAGGAAGAGCAGCCAGCAGCAGCAGCAGCAGCCAGCGAAGAAGCAGCAGAAGCACACUGCUGCUGGCAGCACUGGGAGUGGCAAUGGUGGUGUUCCGGCAACUUCAUCGACAACGUCGGUACCGCCGUCAUCACUGCCGCCGCCGCUGCCCCAGCCGCAGUUUUCGCCACAGUGGACAGAUGGAGGUCCGCACACGCAUCCAUAUGCUGCCAUCAUCCCCGCCACCACGGCAGGCAUGGCCACCACGACCACAGCACCGCCAGCAGGGAUGGUGCCACAGGGUGCUAGUGGAUACUCGCACCUGUACCAGCAGCCGGCUGGCGUGGAUGCGCAGAGCGUGCCUGCUGGCGACACUCCCGGAAGUGAUACGGCCCAGCAGCAAGGCCAACGCGGGCAGCAAGCGGAGCAGCAGGGUGCUGACGGCCCCGUGAGUGUGCGGCAGGAGGGGUCGGUGCAGUCAGGGAGCGAGGCGACAAGUGGACGCGCCAGCGCGGCGACGGGCGCCCCGGGCAGCGGCAACGGCGAGACACACACGAGCAGCACGAGCGAAUCGAGAACAAGCGGUGGCAGUCGAUCCGGCAGCAGCAGCAGCGGCAGCAGCGGCAGCAGCAAUGAUGGCGGCGACAGCAGUGGUCAGCAGCCGACUAUGGCCGUGCCGCACUCAGUAAAUACGCAGCAAGACCAAACGUUGCAGCAGCAGCAGCAGCAGCAGCAGCAGCAGCAGCAGCAGCAGCAGCAGCAGCCGCAGUAUGCGUACAUACAGCAGUAUGCUGCCCAUCCAUUUGCAAUGCAUGCGGCGGCGCAGCAGCAGGGCCACCACCAGAUGAUGCACGGCAUGCCCAACACGACAAGCACGACGGCGUCGGCGUCGGCAACAAUGUCGCCCCCGCCGGCUAUGCAGCCCGUGUUUAUGAGCCCGACACACGGCCCCAUGCAGGGCAUGUACGGGUAUCCGGCGUAUGCGUCGCCGCCAGGAUACGUGAUGACGCCAGCAGGCAUGGUUCCGUAUGGGUACGCGCAGCCAGGGUGGGGCAUGGUGGGGGCGAUGCCCAUGCAAGGGUUCCCGCAGGGGACGGCCCAGACAGCUUCACCACAGCAGUUUGCAAUGCACCCACAGCAACAGCAACAGCAACAGCAGCAGCAUGAGGGAAGUGGUGAUGGUGUUGAUGGUGGUGGUGGUGAUGGUGGUGGUGAUGGUGGUGGUGUUGUUGAUGGGGUUGCAGCAGGCCAGCCUGGUCGGAAGACCAAGGACAAAGGCAAGAGCAAAAGGAGCAAGAAGGCCAGGGAGCAAGCAGAGUAGACCGGACGCCAGAGGAGAGAACAUGGCUUGUCGUUAUUUUGUUACACAGAUUGCUUUUCCCUCUGCUUGCCCGUCUGCCUUGCUUAUCGUCUGUACAAAAAGGCGCGCGUGUGCGUGACUUGCUGUCUUGUGGUGUGUGGUGUGUGAUUGAACAGUGAGGCCGCUCGCUUCCCACGGUAUGCCGUUGUACCACCAGCCAGCCAUCUCAGUUGACAUGAAG